UCUUCGCUGUGUUGAUAACGCUUUUCAUUUACAGAAUACGGUGGGUGUUUCAACUCCUUUUACCUAGGUAGUGGCAUCGCUCUCGAUGUUUUGGAAAUUAUUGUCGUCUGCUUUUGUCGGAGCUGCAAUUGUUCUCUUUAUUUGGGAAAUUUGUUCCGCAGGGUUUCUCAUUUAUUUGCGAGGAUUCGUUUUUAGCCGAAAAUGUCGAAGUACUGCAUUACUGCAUGGGAAGACAGUUCUUAUCACAGGUGGCAAUACUGGAAUUGGUAAAGAGACUGCUCUUGAUCUGGCUGGAAGAGGUGCUAAAGUUAUAAUUGCAUGUAGGGAUGUAGAAAAGGGAAAUGAUGCAGUUGAAGAAAUACAACAAAAAGUGCCUGAUGCAAACAUAAUUGUAAAACAUUUAGAUCUUGCAUCAUUGAGAUCUAUUCGAAAAUUUGCAGAGGACAUAUUACAUAGUGAACCAUUUAUUCAUAUUCUUAUAAAUAAUGCAGGUAUUGCUGGAUGUCCAAAAUCAAAAACAGAAGAUGGAUUUGAAAUGCAGUUUGGAGUUAAUCAUCUUGGACAUUUUUUGCUCACUAAUUUACUAUUAGAACGGAUUAAAGUUUCAUCUCCAGCAAGGAUUGUGAAUGUAUCUUCUUUGGCUCAUAUAUUUGGCAAGAUCAAUUUUAAUGAUAUAAACUUGGAUCACGGAUACCAUCCGCUACUUGCUUAUGCUAGAAGCAAACUUGCUAAUAUACUUUUUACAAGAGAGUUAGCCAAAAGACUGAAAGGAACUGGCAUCAAUACAUAUUGUUUACAUCCUGGAGUUGUUCAUACAGGAUUAGGUCGCCACUUAGGGCAUUCCAUAAGUAGAAUCAUUGGUGUAAUUUAUCAAGGAUGCAGCAGAAUGUUUUUCCUUAGUCCAUAUAAAGGAGCACAGACAACAAUUUAUUGUGCUGUUGAAGAAUCCUUAGCCUAUGAUUCAGGCUACUAUUAUAGUGACUGCACAAAAGUACAACCAUCAACAAGAGCUACAGAUGAUGAUUUGGCCAAAAAAUUAUGGGAAGUCAGUGAAAACUUAGUUUCUGUUUAAUAUAUGCCUUGUUUUAUUCAAUAGUACAAAAAUGAACAAUUUUAAUAGCCAAAGAAUUUGUCAUUAAACUGAGAAAUCUGUAUUUAUAAUAAAUUUAUUAUUCUUGAAA
This is a messenger RNA of Stegodyphus dumicola, 1181 nucleotides long. RefSeq names its product retinol dehydrogenase 12-like. NCBI's taxonomy places the organism in Eukaryota, Metazoa, Arthropoda, Arachnida, Araneae, Eresidae. The record is from RefSeq and is a predicted model, not a curated record.